Molecule: messenger RNA, 2550 nt
Organism: Aspergillus fijiensis CBS 313.89
Lineage: Eukaryota; Fungi; Ascomycota; Eurotiomycetes; Eurotiales; Aspergillaceae
Product: non-specific serine/threonine protein kinase
Exons: 5
Coding region: 1-2550 (849 amino acids)
Biological process (GO): protein phosphorylation; regulation of cytokinesis; mitotic spindle organization
Cellular component (GO): spindle pole centrosome; chromosome passenger complex; spindle midzone
Molecular function (GO): ATP binding; protein kinase activity
Source: RefSeq, a predicted model, not a curated record
AUGCCACCCCCUAGGACAAGAGCGGAGGUUCAAGCCCAGAAACAAAAGGAAAAGAGAAAAGGCUCCUUCGGCAAGGUCUACCUUGCCUCUCAUAAGUUGACCAAUGGUUCUAAGGUCGUACUCAAGUCUUCGAGUAAGGAGGAUAGGAACCUGGCGCGCGAGAUCCAUCACCAUCGUCAGUUUCUUCACCCCCAUAUCGCUCGCCUCUACGAAGUUAUUGUGACAGAAAAUCUGGUUUGGCUAGUGCUGGAAUAUUGUCCAGGUGAUGAGCUGUACAAUCAUCUCCUUCAACAUGGCCCACUUCCCGUUGAGAAAGUCAAAAAGAUAUUCACACAAUUAGUUGGGGCUGUGGCAUAUGUUCACAGCAAGUCCUGUGUACACCGCGAUCUCAAAUUAGAGAAUAUCCUGCUUGACAAGCACGAAAAUGUCAAGCUUUGUGACUUCGGUUUCACAAGAGAAUAUGAGGGAAAGGCAAGCUAUCUGCAGACAUUUUGUGGCACAAUAUGCUAUAGUGCUCCCGAAAUGCUAAAGGGGGAGAAAUAUGCCGGCGAGAAAGUGGAUGUUUGGAGCUUAGGAAUCAUAUUAUACGCUUUACUUGCGGGCGAACUUCCGUUCGACGACGAUGAUGAUCAAGUCACCAAAGCUCGCAUCCUCAACGAUGAGCCGGCGUACAAUGAAAGAUUUCCCGAGGAUGCCAAAGCUCUCAUCAAUCUGCUCUUGUCAAAGCGACCUUUGAUUAGGCCGGUCUUGGGUGAAAUUCUCGGACAUCCAUUUCUCGCCGAGUUUGCUUCGGAACAGCUAGCGAUUCUGAAGAUCCCACGUCCGGCGCCAUUUUCAACCCCGCUCGAGAAGACAACAUUGCAGCGCAUGAAGAGUGCGGGUUUGAACAUCGAUGAUGUUGUGGAAAGCGUCCUCUCUCAACGAUGUGACCCACUCGCCGGCUGGUGGGCAUUGCUGAUAGAAAAAGAGCAACGCAAAGAACGAAAGAGAGAGCGUAAACGCCGAGAACGUGAGGCUGAGGCCAAAAACAUUCGCCGGCUCAGCGCAGCGAGCAGUCGGUUGGAAAAGAUUUCCGCAGCCUUAGUUGAAGUGGAUGAGGAGGGGCACGCAUCAUCUGAUGGCCCUCUCCAUGAACGUGGACGUAGGAACAGGCGGAGCUUACCAUCCCAGCUCACUGUACCAGAACUACCCAUGCUUCCUGAGCCAGCUCCCGUGCAGUCUCCAGAUUCUAGCGUGCCCCCUCCGCCCAUUGACAAGGACUCUGUUCGCUCCGCUAGUUCCACUCGACCUCGUCCCGUACCGCCUCCCAAAGAUCAAGCCCGGCGGCCGAGCACCUUGCACGCCAGCGCUUCGCAACCGGAACUGGCGCAACACAACGGCCUUUUCAGAAGGCGUACUGGUCGCCGUCAGUAUCCGAUUAUAAGUCAGCUGGCCUCUCUCAAGCACUGGUUUGUGGAGUCUGCAAAGAGGGCCAAGUCACCGCACGCAAAGGCUACGAGUGCCCAAGGUGGGCAUCGCAAGUUCCUUUCGGAAAGAUUAAGCCCAGGAAAAGGACAAGAGGCUGGAAAGAAACCGACAUCGCCAUCUGCCGCCAUUGGACACCAAGGUGACUUAUCGACACCGACCCAGAUGAAACGCUCAUCGAAUGCUAGCAGCUUGGCUCCAAGCAGUGCCUCCUAUCCGAACCACCGUCACUCAUUUCCUCGGCAACCUCGACCACUUAGUACAGGUCAAACACAUCGAAAUUCCCUGUCGCCCUCCCCAAUAACUCCAAGGGGCUCUUAUCGACGGUCGUCUGCAGGCUUGCGUGGGCGCAAGUCGACAUCCUCGUCUGUCUCGUCUAUCCGCAGCAUUCACCAUACCCAUACCCACUCUAAGGCCUCAUCCGUAUCCUCAAAUAGCAUUGGUUCGACUUCGACACCGACCGCUCGAAUCACCAAAUCACCACAUUCUUCUGUGAAAGUCUUGCCCACGACACCAAGCGCCUCUGCUCGUUUCCCAAGCAAUAUUCGCUUGGUCCGAGGUACGCAUACUGGAAUUCGGGACAUCGACGAUCACAAUGGGAGACUCCAAUCAGUGUUCAACGAGGCAGCCCCGACCCCGCUACUUUAUUCUCCUUCUUCAAGCCUUGUAUUUGCCCGCCGCAAACGAUCCGCAUUCAAGGGCCCUAUGAUUCAUACUGCAAACUUGAUGGUAUCUGGUGGCGUGCCUGCUUCGCAAUAUUCUCAAGUGGAUUAUGGUACUGAGGGUUCUGUUGCUGCGAAUGCUGUUCGGCCUGCAGCACGGAAGAGUCAAAUUAUCGAAGAAGAAGAAGAUCUAGAAGAAUACAUCGAGGAGGUGGAUACCUUCAGCGGCCUAGAGGAUGGUCCAGGAUCACCAGUUGAUCUGGUAAAACCGGACGAUUACCUUGGACUUGAGCAUAUGGACGGAUCGCCUCCUGAGCCAACUCGCAAACUCGCUCUAGCCCCUGCCCCGGACUUUGAUCCUAGUCCUCGCCCGCCCCGCUCGUCUUCAUUGUCAACGCCGCCGUUCUCAACGGUUGCCGAAUAG